Molecule: messenger RNA, 1780 nt
Organism: Prosopis cineraria
Lineage: Eukaryota; Viridiplantae; Streptophyta; Magnoliopsida; Fabales; Fabaceae
Product: putative DUF21 domain-containing protein At1g03270
Exons: 13
Coding region: 85-1497 (470 amino acids)
Biological process (GO): magnesium ion homeostasis
Cellular component (GO): intracellular membrane-bounded organelle
Source: RefSeq, a predicted model, not a curated record
UUCAAUACAAUAUUCAUUUGGGUCGUUUCAUGCACUGUGCUACUACCUCUUUUAGCUACCAUCAUUGUUUUCGUCUCGGCCGCUAUGUUGCCGCUGAAUUCCCUGAGAUUGAAGCUCGCUGGGACGAAGUUGUCGCCGGACCACAUCGUAUACGAUGCAGAGGAUAUUGAGUUCGGGACCUUAUGGUGGUUCGUUUAUGCUGGGGUUUCUUGCCUUCUCGUCCUCUUCGCUGGCAUCAUGUCUGGUCUCACCCUCGGCCUUAUGUCUCUGGGCAUCGUUGACCUUGAAAUUCUCCAGCGCAGUGGCACCACCACAGAGAAAAAGCAAGCAGCUGCUAUAUUACCAGUUGUUCAGAAGCAGCAUCAACUGCUCGUUACUUUGCUUCUCUGCAAUGCUUGUGCCAUGGAGGCACUUCCAAUUUACCUUGACAAAAUUUUUCACCCUCUUGUAGCAGUAAUAUUGUCUGUAACAUUUGUUCUGGCUUUUGGAGAGGUUAUCCCACAAGCUAUAUGCUCAAGAUUUAGGCUCUCUGUGGGUGCAAAUUUUGUGGGGGUGGUGCGUAUUCUGAUGAUAAUCUGCUAUCCAAUUGCUUAUCCUAUUGGAAAGGUUCUGGAUGCUGUUCUCGGGCACAACGAUGUCUUGUUUAGGCGAGCACAAUUGAAAGCCCUCGUUUCAAUCCAUGGUCAAGAGGCCGGUAAAGGGGGCGAACUCACACAUGAUGAGACAACAAUUAUCAGCGGAGCUCUAGAUCUUACUGAAAAGACUGCAGAGGAGGCAAUGACACCAAUUGAAUCAACCUUUUCUUUGGAUAUUGAUUCAAAGUUGGACUGGGAAGCAAUUGGGAAAAUUCUUGCAAAAGGUCACAGCCGUGUUCCUGUGCAUUGUGGGAAUCCCAGUAAUAUAAUUGGCCUCUUACUGGUGAAAAGUCUUCUCACUGUCAGAGCCGAAACAGAAACACCAGUUAGUGCUGUUACCAUCAGAAGAAUUCCAAGGGUUCCAUCAGACAUGCCUUUGUAUGACAUCCUGAAUGAGUUCCAGAAGGGAGGCAGUCAUAUGGCAGCCGUAGUUAAGGUGAACAGGGAGAAAAAUAACACUCUGACUGGUGCUGAAAAUGGGAAACUUCAGAAAGACAGGGUCACAAAUCACAAUUCUCAACUGACAAUGCCAUUGUUAACCAAAUCUUCUGAGGAAACGAAAAACAUCAUUGUUACUAUUGAUAAACCUCCUAUGGUUCCCAAAAAGCAACAAAUUAGUAUCCACCAGUUACCAGAUGAUCUUGAAGAUGGGGAAAUAAUUGGUAUCAUAACACUUGAAGAUGUUUUUGAAGAACUCCUUCAGGAAGAAAUAGUAGAUGAGACAGAUGUAUAUGUUGAUGUACACAGAAGAAUACGUGUGGCUGCUGCGGCUGCUGCUUCAUCUGUGGCACGAAUUCCAUCUGCUCGAAAGCUGACAGGCCACAAGCCCACGGGAAAUCAAGCAAGCAAGGUAAAGUUUUAAAAAACUAUGAGGAGGAUCAUUCACAUUCAAUGAGAACUCCAUGAUUCCUCUCUGGUCCAUGGAGCUUCUUUCUGGACAAUAAACGAUCAGCUUCGAUCAGGCAACAAAAAUGUUGAGCUGUCACUGUGUUUAUGUGAUCACUAGUUGAAGCAGAGCAUGAAGAUACAGUCCCUGUAAUCUUAAAAUGAAAAUGACGAUCUUGGAUCUUGGAAAAUAAUAUAUUGUUGUCUUUGAUCUAUUAAUUAUUUUCCAAAGCAAUUGUUUUGGGCCAAUUAUUCUUUAA